AUGAAUUAUGUUUUAUGAACUGGGAAAAAUAUCCUUUGGAAUCUUUGCCAGAAAGUUUCCAUCCAAAUAAACUCAUUGAACUCAUUAUGUGUGCCAGUAGUUUAAAGCAAAUAUGGAAGGGAAUUAAGAUUUCAAAGAUGUUAAAACACAUCAAUCUCAGUUACUCCAAGGACUUGAUCAUGAUCCCUGAUGCCACUGAACUCCCAAAUCUUGAGAAGCUAAUUCUUAAAGAUUGUACAAGUUUGUCUAAGAUUCACCCAUCACUUGGAUAUCUUAAAAAACUUAUGUUAUUGAAUUUGGAUGGUUGUGUAUGUCUUGAAAGUCUUCCAUGCAAGAUCAGCUUGGAAUCUCUUGAAAUUUUUGUUCUUAACGGUUGUUUGAGGUUGAAGAAGUUUCCAGAGAUUGUGGGAAAUAUGUCACACUUAUCACACCUUGUUUUGGAUGGGACUGCUAUAGAAGGACUGCCGUUAUCAAUAAAGCAUUUAAUUGGUCUUACUCUAUUGAAUCUGAGAGACUGCAAAUCCCUUUUAAGUCUUCCUGAUUCCAUUUGUUGUUUGACAUCUCUAAAAACACUCACUCUAUCUGGUUGCUCAAGACUUAACAAAUUGCCAACGAAUCUAGGAAAUCUUGAAUGCCUAGAGAAGCUGGAAGUGAUUGGAAUUGCUAUAAGUGAACUACCAUCAUCAGUGGAGCGUUUAAUUGGCUUGACUUCAUUGAAUCUAAGUGAUUGCAAGGACCUUUUGAGUCUCCCAGAUACCAUUUGUAGUAUGACAAAUCUAAAAGCGCUCACUCUUUCUGGUUGCUCAUCACUUGUAUUGCCAAAGAAGUUGGGGAAUCUCACAGGUUUGAAGGAGCUAGAUGUGAAUAAAACUGCCAUAAGAGAACUACCAUCAUCAUUCGAGCAUUUAUCUAAUCUUACUUCAUUGAAUCUAAGCGAUUGUAAGGAACUUCUGAGUAUUCCAAAUGCCAUUUGUAAUUUUACAAAUAUUGAAACUCUCACUUUAUCUGGCUGCUCAAAACUUGAAGAUUUGCCGGAGAACAUUGGAAAUCUCAUAGGCCUAAAGAAGCUAGAAAUUAUUGGAACUGCUGUGAAAGAGCCACCUUCCUCUAUCUUUCUCAUAAAAAAUCUCAAAGUACUACGUUUUCAUGGAUGUGAAGGGACAUUGUCUAUGCGGAGUCCAAAUCCUGUGCGUUUGGAAGUUCCUUCCCUAUCUUUUUUGCGUUCUUUAGUCAAUCUGGAAUUAAGGAAUUGCAAUCUUCAAGCAGUACCUAAUGAUAUUGACAGAUUGCACCUCUUAAGAAAACUAAAUCUAAGCGAAAAUAAUUUUGUUUGUCUUCCUAAAAGCAUCAUUCGUCUGUCUAAGUUGAAGGAUAUGUAUAUUGAGAAUUGCACUAGUCUUCGAUCUUUGCCACAAAUUCCAUUAUCUAUUCGAAAUAUUUGGGCAAAUGGUUGUACCUCACUAGAAACAUUACCUGAUCAAUUAAAACAGGAAAGCCCUUUUGAGCCGAAUGUCUAUCUUCUCAAUUGCUUCAAAUUGGCUGACAAUCAACGCUUCAGUGACAAGCUUUUAACACUGCUAUCAUCUUACUUUCAGGUACUCUCUCUCUCUCUCUCAAACAUCAUGGUUUUAUGGUUUCAGGAACUCUGUUAUGCUGACUUCUCAAGAGCAAAUAGAUAUGAACUCGUUGUUCCUGGAAAAAAAUUCCCAAAAUUUUUUACCCAUCAAAGUGAGGGGGCUUCAGUGACUCUGGAAGUGCCUCCCAAUUUUGGUGCGAAAUGUUUGGCAAUCGGAAUGUGCGCUGCUUUUGAGUAUCUUCCUUCUGGCCUAGGCGGUUUGUUUGGUAGUGGAUCUCAUGAUAGAACGAGACAUAUGCUUCGUUGUUCCAUUGCGUCCUAUCCAAAUGAUGGAGUUGACAGAUCAACUGCCUCCAAAGCGUGCAUAUUAUUUCCCUUUCCCGAAAAAAUUGGUCAGGUUAAACCAAGUCACCUUUGGCUGAUUUAUGUGCGUAGAGAAUACCUCCAUAGGCUCUUUCACAGGGGGUGCAAAAUUCUGGAGAUUAAAUUUGAUCUUCAGAUUGAUUUUAAAAAAGAAGGUACAGGCUAUUUAUAUUCAUGUGGGUUGGACAAAAUUGAGAAUGGGCUUGAUCGUCCGCGCAAAAUUAAGGGGAAUGGAUUUGAUCAUCAGAUUGAUUUAAAAACAGAAGGUACGAGCUAUGUACAUCCAAAUUGGUUGUGCGUUAAGGAGAAUGAAUUUGAUCAUCGGAUUGGUUUUAAAGCAGAAGGUACUAGCUCUGUGCAUUCAAAUUGGUUGCGCAGAAUUGAGGAGAAUGGAUUUGAUCAUCAGAUUGGUUUUAAAACAGAAGGUACGAGCUAUGUACAUUCAAAUCGGUUGCGCAAAAUUGAGGAGAAUGGAUUUGAUCGUCAGAUUGGUUUUAAAACAGAAGGUACGAGCUAUGUACAUUCAAAUGGGUCGCACAAAAUUGAGGAGAACGAAUUUGAUCAUCAGACUGAAUUUAAAACAGAAAGUACAGGCUUGAAGGUUAACAAAUGCGGGGUCCAUUUUGUAUUUAAGCAAGACAUUGAAGGUCUCAGCCAUACAAAUGAGAUCGAUUUCUUUUCCGAUGGAGAAGGUAGCUUCAGUGAUGAGGCUGGACCUAGUGGAGAAGGUAGCUUCAGAGAUUGUAGUGAAGGUAGCUUCAGUGAUGAGCCUGGACAUAGUGGAGAGGGUAGCUCUAAUGUCAUGACAGGCACAGAGAGGGUAUGGAACCUUAAUCAAAUUUGAAGUCUAAUGCUGCCUUUGGGAAAUUGGUUUUGGAAUUUAUGGCGUUGAUGAUGACUCUGAUUGUCAGGAAUCCAUGUGAAAGUGGGAGCUUUGAUGAAUUUGGAAGCCUAAUAAACUUUUGUAAGUUACCAUCUUUCCCCAUAGUGUUUUUUUUUUUUUUUUUUUGGGUAAUAAAAGAGAGUAUUAUUCAAACAAGAGAAACAUAAGAGGUAUCUUUCCCGCAAGCAUCCACAACUGCUGCAGAAAGAAGAUACUUGUUAUAACAAAAGGAAGACCUGUGAGCAGCAGCAAAUUUUGCUAAACAAUAAGCUGCAUUUUUCUCCAUCUUACAGCUCAGGUUGGUAGCUAUAUGUAUAUACUUGCAUUUCUUUUCCUUUUUGAUCUGUGUCUGGGGCCAUUUUAUUUCAGGAGUUUUGUGUUUCUUGAUGCAAGUUAUUGGACUCUGGGGGAAGAAGUAACUGUCGCAUUGCUAGGACAUGACGAAUUUAAAUCCCUCUAUAUCCAAUGGCAAUUGUUCCAACCUUAUCGCAACACAUCCAAAUCCAAUUGCAUUAACUACGUCAGGAAGCUCCCUUUACGUUGGUCAUUACAUUGAGAAAUCUCAUAUAAGGUGGUCCACAAGAUACUGACAAGUAGUUUCAAACCCACAAUUCAACGAAUAUCAGGAGGCCUUAAGAACCACUUAGCCAUCUCCUUGGGAUCGAGAUAGAUUAUGAAUCUUCAUGUUUGUCAAUACUACAUCAGAGGAACAAUCUAACAUAGCUAUUGAAGCUUCAGUCUGGGAUCUAUGAGGUGCCUGUUCGUACUACAAAGUUUUCUAGAAACUCUCUGCUCCAGGCCAAAAAAAAACAUAGUGCCUAUUGUUGAGAUGAAGUAUCAACCGAAGUCUAAAAAUCCAAAGCCAGUCUACUUCAGACCAUGGCAUUUUAUCUAGGAACUUUUACUGGUUGCAUCUGUCUUGUGGAGAUUACAAGCUGCUGGAGCCGUACAGAACCAUCACAUGCUCUGUUUUGAUGUAAAUUCGAGUUUUUGAUUAAGAAGAAAAUUGGCAAGUUUUUUUGCAAAAUAGCCUUCUCUUUUAACAGAAACUAUAGCUCACUAAAGUCUGUUGUAUUUAGUGAUUCUAGUUAAGCUUAAACCAGCUUGUGAUGCCUGUAAUUGCAAAACUGAAUUUUUUCAACCUAUAUUACCUUUUUCAGUCAAGUUACUAUGUUAA
This is a messenger RNA of Quercus lobata, 3999 nucleotides long. RefSeq names its product probable disease resistance protein At4g19520. The coding region runs from base 15 to 2783 and encodes 922 amino acids. The record is from RefSeq and is a predicted model, not a curated record. The transcript is spliced from 4 exons. Gene Ontology annotation, molecular function: protein binding. Lineage: Eukaryota; Viridiplantae; Streptophyta; Magnoliopsida; Fagales; Fagaceae.